UCUGCCUGUGCCGUAGUUGUCAAAAUUAUUGUUGCAAAUGCACGCAUCCUUUGGAAGACAGUAGGAAAAUUGAGAAAAAAACAUCCCAGUUGAAACUCAAGUAUUUUUUCGUGGUACAAUUUGCACUGUGUCCCAUUUAUUGUAGUGCUUCUUCAGGUGGUGGAAAGUGUGGAAUAUACUCACGAAAAAACAUACGAUAGCUUGUUUGCGGUGUAAACAUGUCCGAUGGUCAGGAAACGGUCCCGGAAGGCUGGGAAAAGCGUACCAGCCGUUCCACAGGGAUGACUUAUUAUCUUAAUGUGUACACCAAAGAAUCCCAGUGGAAUCCACCUACGGCACCCGCGGAACCGGCUAACACGAACGUAAGCGUGCGUGGUCGUGAUGAACCACAUGAGGUGCAGUGUGCACAUCUGCUUGUGAAACAUAACAAAUCCCGCCGGCCGAGCUCUUGGCGAGAGGAAAACAUUACGCGCAGCAAGGAUGAGGCGCUGGAAGUACUCGAAUCGUACCGCAAAAAAAUUCAAUCCAACGAAACGACGCUACAGGAGCUGGCACAGCGAUACUCGGACUGCAGCUCGGCCAAACGCGGCGGCGACUUGGGCAUGUUCAAGCGUGGCAUGAUGCAGAAACCGUUCGAGGAUGCUGCGUUCGCACUGAAGGUGGGCGAUAUGUCCGAUAUUGUCGAUACGGAUUCGGGCGUUCAUUUGAUUCUUCGGUUAAAAUAGACAGCGCAUUUGGUGGUACGGACUUUGUUUCGCGGGCACGACCAGCACAGAAAGAUUUAAAGGAACAAAGCAAAAACAAAAACAAAACACUAGCGGGUUUCUUUUAAUUUCAUAUCGAUUU
Messenger RNA from Anopheles moucheti, 846 nucleotides. RefSeq names its product putative peptidyl-prolyl cis-trans isomerase dodo. Gene Ontology annotation, cellular component: nucleus; cytosol. The record is from RefSeq and is a predicted model, not a curated record. The transcript is spliced from 3 exons. Bases 219 to 725 code for a protein of 168 amino acids. NCBI's taxonomy places the organism in Eukaryota, Metazoa, Arthropoda, Insecta, Diptera, Culicidae. Gene Ontology annotation, molecular function: peptidyl-prolyl cis-trans isomerase activity; protein binding.